Molecule: messenger RNA, 582 nt
Organism: Miscanthus lutarioriparius
Lineage: Eukaryota; Viridiplantae; Streptophyta; Magnoliopsida; Poales; Poaceae
Source: the annotation of a GenBank genome assembly
AUGGCGGGACAAGCCCUCGAGUGCGAGAGCGCUUCCCGAACGGCCGGCCGCUCCGCCCUGCUGGGUCGCAAUGAUCUCUCGAUCCGCCGCGAGGAAAGGAUGCGGCGCUGCAUGGCCGCGCCAGCGCCAGCAGGCCGAGCUCGAGGAGCGCUCGCUCAAGAGGCUGGACAAGUUGUGUCGGCGGCCACAGCCCGCCUCGCCGACCUCGGCCACGGCGAGGAGGCAUCGCUCGAGGCCGUUCUCCAUGCAGGCCACUGCUACGGCAAGCUCAGCGACCCCGUUUCCAACAUCGUCGCCAACGCCCGCACUUAUUUAUCCGACCCUGGCUUCGCCGCCGGCAGGGCUGGUGGCUUCGCCGAACUCCGACGCCUCGAGGAGUACUCCCUCGCGGGGCUCGUCUGCCUCCUCCAGCAGCGGUGCCAUACCCUCACCCGCGCCGAGGCCUUCCGGUGCCUUCUCUCCAGUGACCUCCGCCUCGAGGAGGCGAUAGCCAUAGGCUCCUCUCUCAAUGGUGAACGCUCACCCGCUUCUGUCCCUGCAGUGGAUAGAUGCAUAUUGGAAUUUAGCAUCAGCUAUUGCUAG